AUGGGUGUCGAACUGGCGACCUGCGGAGCCGUAGUCGCCUCCGUCGUCACCCUGCUACUAUCGCUAGCGGCUAUUUAUUCGCUACAAUCCGAAAUCUCCUCCAUGUGGUUCGAAUUGGACGCGGAAAUAGACAAGUUUAAGUACCUCACGAACGACUCAUGGAAAACGAUGCUUACACUCGGUGUCGGUACUCCGUCCAAUCGUGUUCGGCGUCAGUAUGGUCACUAUGGUGGUUAUGGUGCUACUGGAGUCAACACACAGAGCAGCGAAGAAGAAGAAGGAGAAAGUUUUUCUGCAGUGAUGUCUCCACGCGUUAUCAAGGGGCGUGAAUCACAGCCAGAAUUUAUUAUACCGAACAUAUGUCAAUGCCUCGCCUACAGCACUUGUCCUCCGGGACCACCUGGACCACCAGGAGAGCCAGGUACUCUAUUUAUAAACUUGUUCCCAUAUUUCCUCGGGCGCUAG
Messenger RNA from Cooperia oncophora, 465 nucleotides. NCBI's taxonomy places the organism in Eukaryota, Metazoa, Nematoda, Chromadorea, Rhabditida, Trichostrongylidae. The record is from the annotation of a GenBank genome assembly.